ACUGAAGUAUCAAGUUUGACACCGUAUCAGUCUCGAUGUUACUUCAACUGUAUAGGUUAUUAUAACGCUUAUGUCCGAAAAACUAUAAAACCACUUCAAAAUUUCAUUGGACUAACGCAUUUGUUUUUGGAAUGGAACAAAUAUACUCCACGCUUUCAGCGAUGACCAGUAAAGAAUACACGGUUCAGCCUAUGCGAUUUCCAGAAGAUGGUAACAAGGUGAUUCUGGAGUACACAAUGGUGAAUUACACACGCCUGGAUUUAAUUACCAAGACUUAUGUAGUAGAUUUUGAGCCAAAGUCUGUUGAAGAAUGCCCUAUUAAACAUACACACGAAUUUGAUUCUGACAAGGCUGAAUAUCCGGCUCCGGAGAUUACUAUGAAACCCGUUGCAAUGUGUCGAGAUCCAUUCAGGUUAGGCAAGCAUAAGAUAGUUCUGUGUGAGCCACUAUACGCCGAUCAACGAAAUAAAGAUAUCGCGUUCAAUACAAGGAAGAAGUGUAAAGAGAUUUUGGAAAAGGUAAAAGAGCAAGAGCCCUGGUUUGGAAUUGAGCAAGAAUUCUAUAUCACCGAUAAAAACGAUAUUCCUUUGGACUGGAGUAUUCAUGAGCUUUCGAUAGAUAUCAACAGUGAAAUGACAGUUGGAGAUCAUGUAGGGUUUGAGCGCCAUUUUGUUGACCUUCACCUUCGAGCUUGUAUCUAUGCAGGUCUGGAGAUGUAUGGAAGCGUCAGAGAAAUUCUACCGUCAGAGUGGGAGUUUCAAGUAGGUCCACUGCCAGGAAUACAGACGGCUGACCAGCUUAUUCUUGCCCGUUAUAUCCUCGUACGUCUGGCAGAGAUUCACAACGUUAAGAUAUCAUUCCGCAACAUUGAUUGUGCGCGUGACACAAAUGCACGACAAGCAUUACAUCUUAAUUUUAGUACUAAGAAAACUCGUGCUGAAGAUGGUAUAAAGAGCAUAUAUGAAAUCAUAGCAAAUAUUUCAAAAUAUCCACAAGAAGCUUUGUUCAGACACUACGAUCUUUCACAUGGAGAAGAAAUGAAAUGGUAUCUGGACAGUGGAUUUUACGUGGCUUCAUAUCACAAAUUCAAACAUACAAUAGGUGAGAAACAUAAGUCAAGUAUUAGAAUACCUAGACAUGUGGCAAAUGAAGGCAAAGGAUAUAUUGAAGAGAGAAGACCAGUGUCAAGUGCUGAUCCAUAUGAUGUUUGCCGAGUUUUUACUUAUGCGGCUUUGUUUGAUCAUAACGGAGAGCCCCUUCUUUAGCAUUACACAUGUAAGAUAGUUCUGUGUUAAUGCGUCUACGCUUUCUAAAGUUUUUUGGUUCAAACCUUCUUUGGUUUACAUGACUUUUGCAGUAAAAGCAGUUACCUUUCCAGACCAGGUUUGAAACAUUUGUGUGAAUCUAGAAGCAAUGUGUAUGCAAAGCUACUCUUACUGGCCAUAUUGUUUAUUGUCACAUAUGAUUUUUUUUCUGGAUUCAAACAUAAUAUUUUGUUGGUUAUCAUUUUGAUAUACACUUAGAAAAAGGAAAACCACAACAUCCAUUUUGUGAUACUACAUGCAUGACAUUUCUUACUUGUGCAGAGAGCUCGAGUUGUAGACUGAAGCGCUUUUAGGUUCUCCUAAAAUUUAAUGUGAAUAUUAUUUAUACAUUGUUUGAUAAAAAGACGUUUUAGAAAUAUUACAUGCAAAUUUUAAUUUUUGAUUUUGAAAUUAUUUAUCUCUUACGUUCAACAUGAGUCGGACUAGUUAGCGAAGCAAAUCAUCUUUUGCGAUCUGCACUAAAUUAUAUGCCAUAUGUGAGGUGAAAUGUCUCAUACAACUGGCGGACUGAAAAAAAUAGUUAUCACUGAACAGACAUAUGUUUUUGAAUGUAGGACUUUUUCAAAAGCAAAGCACAUUGGGGUCAUUGUACAACAGCAUGGAAGCAUUCGAUGUAACGAGACUUCCUUGAUUAAAAUUUAGAAUUCACUGUUUACAUGCUUUUAGGCUGCAUCGGUCCUGUAUAAGGGAUCAAAAAUUACAAAGCAAUAUGUUAUUUUGACUAUUUGGUUCUACUAGUCUACUCCGCGUAUCAACUGAAAGCCGAUGUAUUGCGUAAUUUUGUGAUUUUCAGUUAACCAUAGGUGUCUUCUGGCGAAUACACGGGCGUAAUUUUG
Molecule: messenger RNA, 2161 nt
Organism: Mercenaria mercenaria
Lineage: Eukaryota; Metazoa; Mollusca; Bivalvia; Venerida; Veneridae
Product: glutamine synthetase-like
Exons: 7
Coding region: 132-1265 (377 amino acids)
Cellular component (GO): cytoplasm
Molecular function (GO): glutamine synthetase activity
Source: RefSeq, a predicted model, not a curated record